AUGGAGGCAGGCGAGAAUUCCACGGAGGAGUUAAAAAGACAACAUCAAGCCUUGAAAACUGCGUCGGUGAAAUCGAGAAUGGAAAGUAUUGAUUCCACUCUACCCUCGGAUCUGCUGCGGUCAGUUAACCAAUCGAGAGACAAGGGUGCAAGCUCAUGGCUUACCCGCAGUGCCUCUUGUCGAUUAAGGCUUGGUGCUGAAUAAACNUCCACGGAGGAGUUAAAAAGACAACAUCAAGCCUUGAAAACUGCGUCGGUGAAAUCGAGAAUGGAAAGUAUUGAUUCCACUCUACCCUCGGAUCUGCUGCGGUCAGUUAACCAAUCGAGAGACAAGGGUGCAAGCUCAUGGCUUACCCGCAGUGCCUCUUGUCGAUUAAGGCUUGGUGCUGAAUAAACAAGAAUUCAGAGACUCUCUGCGUUUAAGGUAUAAUAUGCCCCUGUCCGACUUAUCAAGCAAGUGUGUUUGUGGUGAGAAGUAUACCGUCUGCCAUGCCCUGUCAUGCAAAAAGGGAGGGUUCGUGGCGCAGAGACACGAUGGUGUUCGCAACCUACUUACCUCACUUAUUUGUAAGGUUUGCAACAACGUUGAAGUCGAACCACAACUACAACCUCUCGAUAAUGAGCGGUUCAACAUCAGAAGCGCGGUAACAAGCCCGGAGGCAAGACUGGACUUCAAGGCAGGGGGCUUUUGGUCUCGUCGAGUUACAGUAUUUUUUGAUGUCAGAGUAGCGCAUGUUAACUCCAAUUGUAACUAGGGAAAAACAACAUCCACAAUCUUUAAGGAGCAGGAGGAGGAGAAAAGCGGAAGUACCAACAGAGGGUACAGUAUGUUGCCCAGUAUCCGGACACUUCAGUUUAACAUUGCAAUAACUUUCCUUUGUUAGUCGCAAGAGCUCUGAAAUUUGGCCCUGAGAUAAUCUAUUUAGUCCUUAAUAUGACAAAAGACAGUUUACCUUUUUUGCCUUUGUCAAUUAAUUUCCAUUGCGAAAUUAAUAUUUUUGCAGAGCUCCCAUGUUGCACAGUAUCCGGACACAACAAGAACAACGUAAUUGUACAUAAAUUUCGACAGGCAAGCGACUUAUACAUACUUCUCUUGCACUUGGAAAGUAGUCUGGCAAUCGAUUCCAAAACGUAUUGUAGCAUCGUGAAAUAAAACUUAACAAAUGACUGGGGUAUCGGGGUAUGGCGAGGAACGCGAGCGGCUUGUAAAUGGUAUAAUCAGUCUUACUUCCCUUCUUGGAACUUUUUCACUGAUUUAAGGAAGGCAACCGUGGACAUACCGAAGCCGCGGUUUUCAAGCUCAAUUAGAAAAUCUGCAAGCCACUUUUUUUCUUCAUUUUCUAUUAAAAAUAAUAAUAAUAAUUAAAAAAAAAAAGCGCGGGGAAGGGACCUCAAUCCGACGGUCAAAGAUCACCCUCCUAUUUAGUCUGACCUGCAGUGUUGAUUUCUUAAUACCGAAGCCGCGGUUUUCAAGCUCAAUUAGAAAAUCUGCAAGCCACUUUUUUUCUUCAUUUUCUAUUAAAAAUAAUAAUAAUAAUUAAAAAAAAAAGCGCGGGGAAGGGACCUCAAUCCGACGGUCAAAGAUCACCCUCCUAUUUAGUCUGACCUGCAGUGUUGAUUUCUUCAUACUCAGUCCCCACAAUAAGCCUGCUUGUCUAACACCUAACACUAAUUCCUCCUUCUUUUACAUCUCUCAAUCCCUUUGUGACAUUUUUCAGACCGUUGUAACCCCAUUCUAGCAGUCACAACUGGGGGAAGUAUGAGAAUUCCAGGUUCAACUCCGACGCUUCCGGUUAUAUAUAGAAAAUGCAGUCACGCGAAACUAGCCGUGCACACGAAAUCAAAAUUCUAUACGGAGUUGAGUAGAAUUACAUUUUACACCUUAAUCAUGUAUCCUAAGCUUUAAUUAUAGUUAUAGAUAGGAAAUAAAUCUUGUCCGGAUAAUGUACACAGGUAAUUCAUCAAUUCUGUACAGCAAAGAAAAAACUGUCAGGAUACUGGGCACUUGACAUCAAUACUUAAUGAAUGUUUCUGACCUCCGUUAUUCCAAACAAAUCGAAUUCCAAGAAGAAUUAAUAAACUUUCUGAGAACCUGACUUGUUUUAGUAUCUUCACGUUAAAUAUAAAACAGUUUCUUUGAAAACAUCACAUAUUACCUACCCUUUUCUGAGCAGCACUAAUUUUACUGCGCGGUAAACAACGUAAAUAUUAGCCAUGAAAAGUUUACUUACCUGAACAGAACGGCGUCUCCUGUGACUGUUUCGCAAGCUUUAAACUCGCCAAAACUUUCAUCUUAAAGCUGAAAUGUUCAGCUUUCAUUUGACACACUUCGUUUACCGAGGAUUGAAAAGGGCGCCUCAAAAAUUGAGUUUUUGUUUUAAGUGUCCGGAUACUAUGCAACAUACUGUACGGGACGUUGAAACAGGAUCUUUCACUCCCCUAGUUUUUGGAACCAACGGUGGGAUGGGAGCCGACUGCAACUGCUUUCUCAAACGCCUAGCCGAGAAGCUCUCAGAAAAGAAUGAGGAACCUAAUCACAUUACUAUUACU
Messenger RNA from Porites evermanni, 2549 nucleotides. The record is from the annotation of a GenBank genome assembly. Lineage: Eukaryota; Metazoa; Cnidaria; Anthozoa; Scleractinia; Poritidae.